Salvelinus sp. IW2-2015 is the source of this 2457-nucleotide messenger RNA. Lineage: Eukaryota; Metazoa; Chordata; Actinopteri; Salmoniformes; Salmonidae. The record is from RefSeq and is a predicted model, not a curated record.
ACCCAUCGGUUUCUGGGACCAAUUAGAAUGGUUAGAAUGUGUUUGCUUUCUAGAAAUCGUCAGGUAGGUACUCAGUUCCAGACUCAUUGCGGAGACUAAACUAAAGUCCGUGGGUGUGGCAUAGCGUUUGGCCGGAGCAAGGGUCAGAGAAAAUGUAACUAAUCGUUCGUUCUUGAAUAUGAAAAGGAACAUUUGCCCGACAAUAACAAAGCAGUGUGCCAUGCAUUUGCAGUACCAGUUUGCUACUUGAUUUUUCUCAGAAUUCCAUGUACUAUAUUUCACAAAGGGACAUUCCUCCAAUAACUUUUGAGUGGAUUGGACAAGUAAUUAUGUGUAGCAUUCAGAUUUAUUCUCACCUCUUUUCACUUCUCUCUCUCCCACGCAGGGUUUUCCAGAGCUGGCAAGCCUACACCGGCCCUGCCCUAGCACGUAGGCACAAAGGUGCCAGGUUCCAUCUUGGCAGAGCCAGGAGGCUGGUGGCCCUGUGUUUUACCCACUGGAGGAGUGAGCUGGAGCAGGCUCGAAACAGACUGAAGGUCCUGGAGCAGAGACUGAAACACAUACACUUCAAACUCACUGCUGUCACCAUGAACCACUGGAGAACGGCCACUAGAGGGUGCAUAGUGCUCAAACACUUCAACAGAGGGACAAUACGUCAGGUGCAGCAUCCCUUCCCUUUAUACACACAGGUCCCAUCUAGACACAACCCUAAGGGUUUAACCCUUUUUGCACAUGCACAUUUGAGAGGGCUGCUGAAAAACAUAGAAUUAGAUGAUUGUCAAAUAAUUCAAUAUCAAUGAUUUGCAUUCUAUUUCUAUGGGCGAAAACAACCAGCCACACCAAGCCAAUCCGAGAAAAAGGAGCUAGGAAAGAAUUUACAAUACUAUAUUUCUAAUCCUAAUCAAAUUCUUUCAAUUUCAAACAACUUCUCACUGGAUAGGCAGGGGUAGAGGUUGUUUCUGGACAGAGUCGUAUUCACAUAUUUAGCAGGAACUAAAGGAAGGUGACAUCUUCAUGAAUCAAAAUKAAAAUGACUUUGGUGUCAACCUAACAAGACUCAUUCAAUCUGUAUUGUGCUUUCCCAUCAGUAAGUAGCCAGUGUGUGUUUGUUUUAGUGUUUUGAUCACUGGAGGGAGAGGACACGCACAUCCAGAGCAGUCACUAUACUACGUGUACAGAGAGAGAGGAGAGGGGCACGUGAAGUUCUGCUAUGCUGGUGGAAGUGGACCAAAGAGUCUAGAUGCCAGAGGCAGAUGGAGGAGGCAGUGUGGCUGUGGCUGGAGGGUCGCAGAGUGACCAGAGCCUUCCAACUGUGGCUCAGAGUCCACCAUCGCCACCAAGAGGCCUCACGGCUGGGCCAGACUCAACUAAUGCGCAGGUCUUUUCAGGUCUGGCGAGGGGUAGUGAGGGAGAGCCGGUCAACUUUUCAGACGACAGAGUCACGGCUACGCACCCACCAGACCCAAUCAGCUUUCAGUGUCUGGAGGAGGCGCACCGUGUCCCAUAAUCUCUUAAGUGACCUGGUCCAGAGAACAAAAUCCAGGCAGAGGAGGAGUCUGCUGAGAUCAUCACUCCACACCUGGCACCAAGAGGUCCAGUUGUGUAAAAGACGAUCUCUACACCUCUCACAGAAGUACUUUUCCUGUUGGGUGAACAGAAUUGGCAUCAGACGCAUUGAAAGGAAGAAUCAGUUGGAGGCUAGACUGAGGGAGUGUCUACGGCGGUGGCGUUUAGGUGUGCUGCUGAAAAGAGCUCGGAGGAGACUCGCCCAGGUGUUGUGGGUCAGCUGGAGAGACCAGACCGCUACUGCACUCCUACUCACGACCCUGCACACUGACCGACUGCAGCAGGGGGCGUGGCUGACUUGGAGGAAGAGACGCAUCAGAACCCGGGUGUCUGAGACCUUUGCCGCGCAACUGGACCACGCCCUCAUUGCGCAGGUGUUCAACAUGUGGCGGCAGAAGCAUGCUCUUCGCUCCACAGCGACCGACACGUGACCUACAGUAUAGGGAGAAGUCGCUGUCCACGCCUGUCCUCUGCUCCGUCAACCCUUGACCUCUUACCUCUCCCCCCAACUCCUAGCCCCUAUAUGGUAGGGGAGAUCACGAGUAGUGUGUGACUUUUCACCAUACUACCAGCACAGCACUUCAUAUUUCAAAAUAGAGGUUCACUUUUUGGUUUCUUGGGUGAAUGUCAUCUGGCAACAGUCAUUGCUCACAUUUCAAAUGUAUUGUUUUGAAAGCAUGUGCCAACCAUUCUCAUAGAUGUUGGCUUUUACCUCCUUUGACAUUGGAGAGCUCCUUUGAAUGUUCUUAGAAGAGGGGAAAAUAAUGAGAACAGCUUCGAGACAUAAUAGAUACACUGUUCAUAUGUCACACUAUUAAUCCUGGAAAGCAGCACACUGUGCGUGAGUGACACUAUUAUAACGAAUUUAACUCCAGUAUUUGAAAUUCUUUC